This is a messenger RNA of Misgurnus anguillicaudatus (oriental weatherfish), 6519 nucleotides long. RefSeq names its product nyctalopin (gene nyx). Gene Ontology annotation, molecular function: protein binding. NCBI's taxonomy places the organism in Eukaryota, Metazoa, Chordata, Actinopteri, Cypriniformes, Cobitidae. Gene Ontology annotation, cellular component: extracellular matrix. The record is from RefSeq and is a predicted model, not a curated record.
UCUUGUCUUAUUUAAUGUGUUUUAAUAGAUAAUGCUCACUUUGUGAUCACAAAACUAGUUAUAAGUAGCACGGGUAUGUUUGUAGCUGUAGCCAUACAAAAAUUAUCCACUUUUAAUGCCAAAAAUCAUUAGGAUAUUAAGUAAAGGCAUGUUCCAUGAAGAUUUUUGUACAUUUCUUAAUGUAAAUGUAUUAAUCAUUGGUAAUAUGGGUGAUUCUUACGGAAUCCAGACUUAGAAAGUGUCCAGUAUCAGUUUUUUUUUAAAACCUCUUGCACAUAAGAUUAAGGUAUGAACUUACUAUAAGCAUUAUUUUUAAAGGAUUUAAAAAAUAUUUCCUAUAGAAUUAUUUAAAAUUUUUAGAUUAUCAUUAUCAAAAAUUAUCAUUACCGAAACAUAUUACAUUAAAUAUAUGCAUUUACAAACUCAUGUUUCGGUAAUGAGAACUAAAAUGUUGUCUAGGUACUAUGACAAAGUUUCAACUUUUAUCUGGAGAGAAAAAAUAAGAACUGCUUACCUGGUAGCCAUCUUGAGUGUCACAGUCAAUGUCCCAACUAAUCUUUUUUUUUUUUUUGAAAAUGUUGGUUCCUUGAGGGAUUAAACAAUGAUUGAAAAUUGUUGCGGAGGAUGAGAUAUUUUUUCUUGGACACAAUUAUAUUUUCCUUAUUUUCUCUACAUUUUACCAAUGAUCACCAGAUACCACAUGUUUCUUUACUGUAAAUGUUUAUAGCACAUACUGAAGCUUUUUAUUGAUUCGAUUUUUUAAAUUAUUAAUAUUUCCAUGUCAAAGAACCCAAAUCCAUUCAUGGAAAAAUUUCCCCCUUAAAUGUAAAAAAAAAUUGUCAUUUGAAAUCAUGUGCAAAAUAGUACAUGAAGAGAUGUUUGUAACUGUAUGCUUUUAAUUUUGAUACUCUUACUUUGCAUUUACUUUUAUUUUUUAUCAAAUUGUUUCAUGACACCUCAUAAGUCUAAUUUUGCGAGAAUCACCCAGAUGUGUUGCUAAACACUUUAUUUGGACAACUUUAAAGGUGAUUUAAAAAAAAAAUUCUUUUUGCAGCCUCAGAUUCCAGAUUUUCAAAUAGUUGUUUCUCGGCCAAAUAUUGUCAUAUCCUAACCAAUAUAAAGCUUUAUUCAGCUUUCAGAUGUAUAAAUCUUAAUUUUAAAGGGGUCAUAUUAUGAGAUUUUUUUAAGGUAAGUUAAAAUAAGUCUUUGGUCUCCCCAAAGUACUUAUGUGAAGUUUUAUUUUAAAAUCCCCACAGAUAAUUAAUUCUAGCAUGUUAAAAUUCCCAUUUCACAUUUUGUAAAAAUGUGCCGUUUUUGGGUGUGUCCUUUAAAAUGCAAAUGAUGCUGGCAAAAAAUGGCUUACCAAAACAAAGUUACGGGGUUGUUCAUUUUCACAUUUUCUAGGUUGAUGGAAGCACUGUUAUAGCACUAAAACAUGGAAAAAGUUAGAUUUUCACGCUAUGACCACUUUAAAAAAAUGACUCUUUUGACUGGUUUUGUGGUCCAGUUUAAAAGUACAUUUCUUUUUUAUAUCUAACAAAAACAGAACUAGUAUUCCAAGAUUACACUAUUUACUUUCAAGCAGCUGUUGAAUUUUGUCAACAAAUAAAAUUACUAAACAAUAUAACCAUCAUAUUCUGUUUUAAUGCAAAUUACACAAUGGUUUGUUUACCUCCCUUGUAUGGUAUUGCUUGACCCCUAUUUGAGGCAGUACAAUCUGAUAACUGCAGGUUGGGAAACUGCAUGACCUUUGUCACAUGAGCAGCACUUCUGAAAAAAAAAAUCUUGACCAGUGCACUUUCAGAUUCUAUAAUGAAAUAUCCGUUUGAGAAAGAAAAUGAUCCAGAAUUUAAUCCCAUGAAGUUAUAUGUUGAAAAAUCCUUUGCCAUUUUACAAAACUUGUGGAAACUGCAAAGCUACCUGUGAGUUAGGCACUUUCAUAAAAUGGCACAUUAUACCCCAUUCUCCUUUAUAUAAGUCACAUGUAAUAUAACAUUCUUUCAUUAAAGGUGUUCAAGACCGAUGUUAUAAAUGUUUCCUGAAAAGUCUGGUAGCAUUUAAUAGCCACAACCGGCUGUUUUACGUAAAAGGAUUUUAUUUUGUUAUCUGUAUGUACCAUUGGAGCCCAGUAGGUCAUUUCUGCUCUCCAUCAUUUUAGCAUACUGCAUUAAACAACAUAUAAUCCUAGGAUUUUUCUGCCAUUAAGUGAUGGCUUUUGGAAAAAGUGCUGAUACCAGUUGGGUGUACGUUGAUACAGGACCUUUAAUCCAUUCAUGUUUUCCCUUGGAAUGAAGCAGUACAGACAUGUAGGCAUGUUGAGAGAACUUGAGGAUCUUUUAUUAUCUGUUAGUCAAGGAGCACUUUUACUGGAAUCACUUGGAUAGUAAGUAGUUAAACGUUCUAUCAUUUUGUAAUAACUUAUGUAAUAAAUUUGACAUUUUCAUAUUUUAUGUGAAUUUGUAAAAUGUUUAAUUUCAUCCUUUAAACCCACAGCUGAGAGGAACCAGCGAUGUGUCUUUUUCGUGUUGCCGUGUAUUUCCUCCUGCUCCCUCAUGCCCCGGCUAUGUGGUCCUGCACACGUUCCUGUCCACCUAGUUGCACCUGCACUCCAGAGAAGAACUGCAGCGUCCUGUGUGACCACGUCAAUAUGGUCGACCUGCCAAAAGAAUUCCCCUGCGAUGCCACAUCCAUAAACCUCGACAAGAACAGCUUGAAGUUUUUGUCCGAGCGGGCUUUCGGCACUCUGCCUUCGCUCAAGUCCCUCUCGCUAGACCACAACAACAUCUCCUUCAUCACACCAGGCGCGUUUAAAGGGCUCCCCAAUUUGGUGGAGCUCAGGAUGGCCCACAAUGAGUACAUCCGUUACCUGCACACCCGCACGUUCACGUCACUUAAACGUUUGGUGCGCCUGGAUCUUUCCGACUGUAACCUCUUCAGCAUGCCGGACCGCAUCUUCAUCGAGCAAAUUUCCCUCAAGGAACUGUUGUGUUUUAAUAACAACUUCCGACGCGUUCCCGGCACUUUGCGGGGGAUGGAAAACCUUACGCACGUUUACUUGGAACGCAAUAAGAUCGAAGCGGUAGCCUAUAACUCAUUAUUAGGCUUGGCCAACCUCAAGUACCUUAACUUACAGGAGAAUCACAUAAGCGUUAUCCAUGACGAAGCCUUCAAAGAUCUACUACGUCUGGAGAACUUCUACCUGAAUGAUAAUCUCUUGGUUGACCUACCCCAGCAGGCUUUCAAAGGCCUAAGCAACUUAAAAAUGUUAAACCUGGGUGGGAAUCUGUUGACCAAUAUCUCCAAAACAUGGUUCAGUGAUCUGGUAGAGCUUGAGGUGCUUUACCUGGAUCGAAACCGGCUGGCCUAUAUUGAGAAGGGCUCCUUCGAGAACCUCACGAGCCUCAUCGCACUUCACCUGAACAGCAACAACCUCACAUCUUUGCCAUUCUCUGUAUUUCAGCCCAUCUAUUUCAUCGGCCGCCUGUAUCUCUUUCGAAACCCUUGGGAGUGCAGCUGUGACCUGGUGUGGUUGAAAGAAUGGAUGGAGAGCUACAAGCUGGUGAGAGACAUCCCAUGCGCAUCACCUUCCUCUGUGGCCGGCCUGGAUCUGAGCGAAGUGGUCUACGCCCAUCUGAACGGGACUUGCGUGGAUCCACCGGAACUCAACCUCACCACCGCUCUUCCUGACUACACCACCACCACCACAGAGAACAAGUUCAACAGCCUCAUUUCCAAACUCCUGCAGCAGGAAUGGAGGGAUGAGAUGAUGAACUCUACAGACAGCUUGAGGAACGGCACUCAGCAGGACUCAGCUGAGAGUCAGGUUUCUUCUGGACCUGGACUCUUCUGUGCUAUUGAUGCAAUGUUUCUUAUAUUUCUCCUUCAAGCACAGAUUGGAUUUCUGUCGGACUGCAUUGAUGCCUGUUGAGAUGCAUCCAAGAAAGGAAGUAAUUUUCCAGUUGUCGGAUGAGAAAACAUCUGGAUUUAAGGCUGUGAUGAAGGUUGAUUUUUCAUGCCUUGGGUUUUCUCAUUAAACAGUCUGGCGGAUAAACCAGGAUUAAAGGUGACUGUUGCUUUAACAUGAAUCUCUUUAAAUGGAAAACAAGUCUUGCAUGUAUUCAAUGAGAUGGACACAAGCAUUAACAUGUGUACAACUCUCCUGAUAAUCUGCAACACAAGUUUAUACAUUUUGUGACAUUUGUCGUGUAUGAGAUUUGUCGGACAAAGCUUCUCGCUAUCAUUUCACCAGAUGGCAUGCUGUCCUCUUUUGUUUGGUUCAUUGAGCUGGGUAAGUUUCCAGUUCUGGAAAAUGCAUUAGCCCUCAUUUUCUGUGAAGCUUAAGUGCACUCUGUAAUGUAAGCUGCUUCAUAUCAUAACCAAAUGGAUUGGCUUUAUUAUGGCUUUUUGCCAUUAUGAUGAUAUACCUCUUCUAUCCAUAGCACAAUAUAGACAUUAUUAGUGGAUGAUGGCACAAUCCUGAACUACUGACUCCAGGUUACAGCAUUAAAUAUUCAUCCAGGAGAUCCGAGUAAGAACAUUGGCAACUGUGCAAAAAUCUGUUUUAUCAUCUUGGUUGAAUUAAUAUAGACGUUUUAGCGUUAACAUUUUGUGGCCCAAACUUAACUUCCGGUACAAAAAGAAUCAAUAACAACAGAGUCCCUCUAGAGUAGAUCAUUUCUGAUGACAAGCAAAUAAAUAGCUUGGUAAUUACCUUAGUGUAUUAGUUGAUACACUUUAGAUUUAAACUGAGCUAACGUUACGGUGUAAAAUAAAUGUGUACAGCGUUAGAUCCUUGAAUUCUUGCCUGGAACCUCUCUUCGCACAGUGAUUCAUGGGUCCUGUCCCAAAUGGCACACUCCGGACUUGUGGUCCUCCUCAGAGUCCACACUUUGAUGACAUCACGUAGUCCAGACUUUAGGGACCCUUAAUGCGAGUCCACGUGGGUGCAACGGAGUCAUAUUUUGGGACAGACUCAAGCGUCACACCGGAAAUAGGUAGAGAAGUUGCCCGUCAGUGUGAGCUCCUCCCUUCCGUCGUCUGAUUGGUCUGAUUGCUCUUUCGCAAGGACUUCUGGGUUGGUAAAGUGCGCGAAGCCUGCUGCAGUGCGGGCUUUGCUGAAGACCGCAUCAAGGGGGCAAAGGAGGCGCUGAUGAGCACACUUCAAAGCGUAAAAAUGACAGAUGGGACACCCUACGGACUCGUGGACUAAGCGAGCACGCGCAAUUUAAGGCCACGAGACCGAAAGUCCACAUGAAGUGCGCCAUUUGGGACAGGGCCAUGCUCGCUGUCUCACCUCGUCUUUAGGAAACAAAACACUUUUUAUUUUCGACAAGGACUGUGUUUUUUAGUCAUAAGCCAGACUGAUAUAACAACCACAGACCGGAAGUUAACUUCGGGCCAGGGGCCUCAUUUAUAAAAUGCUGUGUAGAAACCAUCCUACAUUUGAUCUUACGAUCAUUUAUCAAAAAUGCAUAUGUGUGAUUCAUAAACCGAACUUAAGCACAGAAAACAUGCGCACGCCUUUAAAAUGUAUAAAUCGCAAAUGAUCUUGAACUUGUGCGCAGCUGAGCAGAUUCAGACCUCCGCCUUUAAACGAUGCUUAAUUAAUGUCAUAGACAUAUAAAAGAGCGCUUGUCAAUGUUAAAACCCAAUUUCAAGCAGCAAGAAUGGCUUAUAUUGCCAAAAACCUGCAGCAAUCGGACAAGCAAAAGUGCGUACGAGGCACUAAGCACUUUUCCACAUCAAAUUUUUAUCAAUAUGAACUUUGCCGUGGAUUUUUGCGUACACACACUUUACGAUUAAAUGUGUGUGUGCGCACACUUUAUAAAUGAGGCCCAGGUGCUUAACCUGUUUGUCCUAUGAAACCAUCUAUACUUAAAAAAACAGAUUAUUGUAUAAAAUAAUAAAUAUACUGAAAUAAAAAAUAAAAAUAUUUGAGAGUAUAUUUCUGUUACAUUUUUGAUGAGUCAUUAAUGGCAUUUAUUAAUAUUUUACUGCAUUUUAAAGAUGUUUAGCCUUAAUUGUUGUGUUAAACUGAUCUAAAAAAAUGCACAAUGCACUCACAUACAGUCGAGAUCCAUGUCAUUUUAUUUAUGAUAGGCUCUUAUUUUUUAGUCCAUUUUUGCCUAUGUUCAAUAGACUGUAUAUAAGGAGAGGACAGAAAAGUAAAGGGUGGAAAGAAGGAGCUGGGAUUUGAACAUGGGUCGCCUAAAGUGCGUCUGCACCAUAUACUACACCAUUGGCUGUGACAUGAUAGGCUAUUUUAAGGAAAACCUCAUUUAAAUUUUUGUAAAAAAUAGUUGGAUUUACUUGUUAUGGAAUUGACUACAGUUAUAUCAGUAAAAUCUAUUAUCAAGGUAAUAAGGUUUAGCUAAAUCAAUGUUUUGGUUAAGUCUGUCUUGCCUAUCUUUAGCUUAACUGAACAAGUUUCUCAGCAUUUGUGUAUAGGACAGCUCAAGUACAAGUCAGGCAGGUACACGGCUAUCUGCGUCAUCCAGAGCUCAGCAGGUAAAAGGUGUG